Messenger RNA from Microplitis mediator, 1049 nucleotides. RefSeq lists its product as uncharacterized. The coding region runs from base 328 to 885 and encodes 185 amino acids. NCBI's taxonomy places the organism in Eukaryota, Metazoa, Arthropoda, Insecta, Hymenoptera, Braconidae. The record is from RefSeq and is a predicted model, not a curated record. The transcript is spliced from 3 exons.
GUAAUUUUCAUGUCAUAGAAUCUAAAUUACGUAAAUAAUAAUUAAAAUGUUUUAAUUUAAUACAUAAUGAUAAUUAGGUAGUGGUUAUAGAUAAACAUUUAUAACAAUUAUGUUAUUUAUCAAUUAAUUAAUUUUUUUUGGUGAAAAAAAGUUAAAAGUUAACCUAACGGUUGAUUCAAUUGAAUAGGGGAAGUCAGUUUUUUGUUUGUCAAGAUUAUUUUCUUUAUUAGUAAUGAAAAAUUAAUUACUUUUCAAUUGCUGUAAUAUUAUUUAUUCAACGAACUUGUGAUUUAUUUAUUUAUUUAUUCAAAAUAAAUAUUCAGUAUUAUGGCUGAUGAAAUUAAAACUGAGAGUGUUAAUGGAGGUAUGGAUUGUGAUGAAAAUUUGCCAGAAGUUGUUGCUAGUAUGAAAAAGUUAAGUGUUGAUGCCAAAGGGGCAAAGGGUUCAAAUUCAACACGAUAUUCAUUGAGAACUAGAGUAGCUGCAAUGCCAACACCUGCGCCAACUUCACCGCUGAAUAGAAGGUGCAAUUCACGUCCAAAAAAACGUUCCUACUCGACGUCGGAAACAGACGCACAACGAAAAGCCUAUUAUUUAGAUAAAAGUACUAAAAACCUGCCAAAUAAAACGUUGGAGACAAUAUACGAAGAAUUCGAUGAUAUGAAUGUAACAACGACACUCAUGAGUUCUCGUAAAUUCCGAAGAUUUAUCGAUUUUAAAAACAAGACUGCCGCACCCGCCAAACUAAAUAAAAGAACCCUAAAGAUAAAACGUAUUUUUGGAUCUAAAAGUCAUUUACAGUCAAAACAAUCAAAAGUUUCUAUGCAAGCUCUUGUAAAAAAGCUUGAUAGUAUUUUAGCCAGACCACCAUCUGCUGAAUCUUAGUCUCUAAGUCUUUUUGAUAUGUACUAUUUUAAAUUAUAUGUUUAUUAUUAUUUUUUUUUUAAUUACAUUAUUGCAUUUUUGUAUGUGAUAUACAUCAUACAAUUGGAUUUGAAAUGAUAGAGCAAUAAGCAACUAAAUAAAAAAAAUGACUUACUAACGUUCUC